AUGGAGAUUGUCUCAUGCCCUGCACCUACAACGCCAGGACAGUCUCCACCAACGCCAAUCUUCAUGCCCUUCUCGAAGCUGCAGGGCGCAUCAACAAUUGCGAAAGGAGCCCCGACCAAUGGAGAACCUCACGAACAAUUUUUCUUCAUAAGAAGAGCGAUAGGGAGGAUCUUCGGAACUACCGUCCUCUGCGAGCGUGCAUUACAAGCUCUUUACGAAAAUUAUUCUCCCUCACAUGCAAGGACACUGGAUAAAGCCCAACCUAUAAAACAAGCUGGAUUUUGCCAGGGAUUAAGCUGUGUGGAUCACAUCCAGACAGCCAUAUUGUCAGCGCUCCUCGACCAAGAGGGAGUUCGACAAGGCGACACCGUGUCGCCAAAGCUGUUUACCGCCGCGUUGCAGUGGAUGAUGAAAUGGAUUCGAAAGAGAGAGGUAUACGAGUUAAUAGGAGAUUCCUCUCGAACCUUCGUUUUGCGGACGACUGUUCUCUUUUCGAAAAAUAUCACUGAAGCGGAGACGAUGUUGAAGGAACUAAACCAAAACGCUUUUUGCGAGGAUCAGAAAAUGGAAUUAGAAGGCUCUCCAAUCGCGGAGACGUCUUCUUACGUAUAUCUCGGGCGUUCAAAGAACGUGGAGAACGAUUUGAAAGAGGAACUAAACAGGAGGCAAAGCAGCUUGGGCCGCCUACGGGCCCCUAAAGGAAGCCACAGACCAGCUGAAGGACCCAAAGUUCCGAGCCCACCUGUUCUCCCUUCGCUCUGCUACCCAGCAGAGACGUGCCCUAACUCUGUGGCUACGUCAAAGGCUCUCCGAACAACCCACAGAGCGCUGAAACGACGUCUUCUGAAGUACAACCGGCGCACUCAACAUCUCGUUGGACUUCGCAGUUCAGAUAUGAAAUCAAUGUCUUGUCUUCGCGAUCCAGCGGAAUACGCCUCUAAGGCAAGGCAUCGAUGGGCUGGUCAUAUAAUGAGAAGGACAAACGACAGAUGGACACUAAAAGCUCUGGAAUGGAUUCCUCACGAAGCAAAACGUCCUCGAGGGAGGCCACCGACCAGAAGGCUGACGUGUUCGUUACACGGAUGGACCAGCUGA
Messenger RNA from Strongylus vulgaris, 1095 nucleotides. The record is from the annotation of a GenBank genome assembly. Lineage: Eukaryota; Metazoa; Nematoda; Chromadorea; Rhabditida; Strongylidae.